AUGAAGAACUUCCUCGGUAGAGCUCUGCUCUGCAGCAUCCUCCCAUCUGUUCUUGCCCAGUUCCCCAAAGAGCCCACUGGGGUGACGGUGCUCAACUCUAGGUUCGGAGAGGGAGUCAAAAUCAGCUACAAGGAGCCCGGUAUUUGCGAGACCACCCCAGGUGUCAAGUCUUAUGCUGGCUGGAUCCAUUUGCCGCCAGGAACGCUUGAUGAUUAUGGCACGCCGCAGAAUUACUCCGUCAACACUUUCUUCUGGUUCUUCGAGGCCAGGAAGGAUCCAGAAAAUGCGCCUACAACAUUCUGGAUGAACGGUGGCCCUGGAAGUUCUUCGAUGUUUGGACUACUCGACGAGCACGGUCCAUGCUUUGUGCACUCGGACUCUAAUUCGACCUACCUUAAUGAGUGGUCAUGGAACAAUGAAGUCAACAUGCUCUACAUCGACCAGCCAAAUCAAGUCGGCUUGUCAUACGACGAACUUUCCAAUAUCACCAAGAACGUCUUGACGGGUGAGAUCACCUAUCUCAACGACACAUCGGAAAUUCCCGAGCAGAAUGCCACCUUCCAGGUCGGUACUUACCCCAGUGGCGAAAUGAGUGCCACGGCCAGAGGUAGUCGCAAUGCCGCCUAUGCGUUAUGGCACUUUGCGCAGACCUUCUUCAGCGAGUUCCCUGGAUAUCAUCCGAACGAUGGGCGGAUCUCCAUGGGUACCCAAUCCUACGGUGGCCGCUACGGACCUGCUACCAUGGCCUUCUUUGAGGAGCAGAACCAGAGGAUUUCGAAUGGCGAGCUUGACGAGGCUGACGAUUGGAACGUGCUGCAUCUUGACACUUUGCUUAUUGUCAACGGCUGCAUCGAUCGCGCUACACAAUGGCCGUCCUACCCAGAAAUUGCAGUCAACAAUACGUACGGCGUAGUAGCUGUCAAUGAGAGCGUCUACGAAGGCAUGCGGGACUCUGUGCCUGAGUGCGUGCAGAAGAUUGAGGACUGUCAAGCCGUGGCCGAUGUCUACGAUCCAGAGCAUAUUGGCAUCAACGACACCGUCAACGCCAUCUGCGAAGAGGCUGAGAGCUGGUGUACGGAGUACGUGCGUGACCCGUAUCUGGAGCACAGUGGACGAGCCUACUACGAUUACACCAUCCUUGAGCCAAAUUUGUUCCCACCACCAUUCUACCAAGGCUUCAUGAACCAACCGUGGGUCCAGGAAGCCAUCGGUACUCCUUUGAACUGGACCGGAUCGUCUUCCGCGUCGUCUCGCGCGUUUCGGAGCAUGGGCGACUACCCUCGCUCUGGCUGGCUCGAUUAUCUGGCGUAUCUGCUCGAUAACGGCAUCAAGGUCAACUUGCUGUACGGAGACCGGGACUUUGCGUGCAAUUGGAUUGGCGGCGAAGCAGCAUCUCUUGGAAUUAGUUAUGAGGGAGCAGAAGGUUUCCGAUCUGCUGGGUACGAGGGAAUCCAAGCCAACGAGAGCUAUGUUGGAGGCCAGGUACGUCAGAAUGGCAACCUCAGUUUUGUGAGAUUGUACGAAGCCGGUCACGAAGCGCCAGGAUACCAAGGUGAGACUGCAUACAAGAUUUUCACACGAGUGCUGUUCAACAAGGACGUUGCGACGGGUGAGAUCGACACGCUGGCCAACCCGGACUACCACACCGUCGGUCCGGACAAUACCUGGGAAUUCCGCACGCCAGGUCCCGAGCAGCCAGCACAGUUUUGCUACGUCCUUGACCCGGGCACGUGUACGGAUGAACAGGUGCAGGCUCUUGAAAACGGAACUGCCGUCAUCAGGGACUAUAUCUUGGUCGAUGCCAAUUCUACGAAGAUUUGGCCUGACUUGGCAGAGAGAGGCGCGCCCGGCGCUGAUGACGAGAAGACAGAAGAGGUCAAGAGGCGAUCCGUGGCCUGGCAGGCGUGA
Molecule: messenger RNA, 1908 nt
Organism: Cyphellophora europaea CBS 101466
Lineage: Eukaryota; Fungi; Ascomycota; Eurotiomycetes; Chaetothyriales; Cyphellophoraceae
Exons: 3
Coding region: 1-1908 (635 amino acids)
Biological process (GO): proteolysis
Cellular component (GO): fungal-type vacuole
Molecular function (GO): serine-type carboxypeptidase activity
Source: RefSeq, a predicted model, not a curated record